AUGCCUCAAUCACUCGUACCUUAUACGAGUUCCAUGCGCAUGCUCUGUGUGGAAGGCGUUGGCUGCCGCGACGAUGACCAACACACGGUCGAAAAGUCACUAAACUCGGUCACCUACUCGUCCAGAGUUAUCGAGAGAAUUUCCGACAUCGCAACGGCUAUGGAUAUUUCACUUAGCCACACUAUGAUCCAAGGGUCUCUCAAUCUUGAUGGGAGCGGAACCUUCAUCGACGAAGAGAAGAUCAUAGCUGCUGAUGUCAAUGUUCUUGUCUCCGUCAAGGUCAUGUCUCGAAGUUUCACAACUUCAGCUCCUAGUGAUUUCCAGAGCAUUCAUGAUUUCGAUCCUAGAAUGGACGUAUUCCAUGAGGCUUUCGGGGACUCUUUCAUCUCUGGGACAGCGUCAUACAAGCGUAAGGAUGCAUGGACUUUGAGACAGAUGCGAGAGAAUGACUUUUAUAGUAUCGGAGAGAUUGCGCAGACCAAGACCGACCCUAGCGACCCGAACGACACAAUCAGCUCCGCGACCAAGCGCUAUUUCAACAACAGCGCUCUUCGGAACACAGAAACUACUAUCUCGGUCCGUUAUCACGGCGAAGGGUCAAUGGAGGGUAUCGGCCCCCCUUGGGACAUCGAUGCCGUAUAUCAAGCAGCUGCUGCAUUCCCAGACCUUGUUGCCAACAAUCCGCAGUACACCUGGGCUAUUUUGACCAAAUACAAUGCAUCUCGAAGCUGGAACGAGCGUAUGUGUCUGCCCAGGGAACCAGGCAACAGGUUCAAAGACUACUGUCCUGUCAUGCGCUACACAGCAACCCUUUUCGACAACUUCAUGAAGUAUAAGGGUUUUGUCGCAAAGGUUCAAGACAUUCUUUCCCACGGAGAUCAAUACACUUCAACAUCCAAGCCCAAUUCCAUCGAACUUGAUGUCGCUAAGCUCGUAGAAGUGCGCGCCGCCCUUCGGAAUGAGAUGGACAAAAUUGCAUCAGUCGUAAGUCAUAUGAAUUGA
Molecule: messenger RNA, 1002 nt
Organism: Fusarium graminearum PH-1
Lineage: Eukaryota; Fungi; Ascomycota; Sordariomycetes; Hypocreales; Nectriaceae
Exons: 5
Coding region: 1-1002 (333 amino acids)
Source: RefSeq, a predicted model, not a curated record